AUGACGCGCCGAACCUCCCGCCUGGCCGUGUCCGCAACUCCCGCUGUUGCUGACGUCCCUGCCACACACGACACCCCCGACGAUUCGAUGAGCCUCGACGUUCCAGAGCAGCUCCUCACACCAGAGGCCAGCCGUUCCGAGACUUCAAGCAACAAUGAGAACGCGUUGAACGAGGAGCAACCGACACAGCGGCGGAGAUCAACACGAGUAGUACGCGCAUCGUUGCGGGCCACCGAGGCGCUUGAGAAUACCCCGGUCAAGAAGGAUGACACCAUCAACUCAUCAAGCCAAGCAUAUGUCGAUAGUCUAGCCAGGGCAAAGCGCUCGCGAUCCGGGCUCAGGCACAGUAUUGCCGUGAUGCAGUCAACUUUGCAGACCGACUCGACCCUGUCUACCGAUGAUAGCUUGAUCGAAGACCACUCAGUGGCCCCCUUUACGCCCAUUUCGAAAUCAUCACAGGAAUCACAGUCCGAUAAUACGAAUAUGUCACUUCAACAGCGGGCUCUACGAAAAAGCGUUGCAAAGGCCUUGGUCCAGGAUGAGAAGGCAUCAGCCACGGCGAAGGCAACCUCCGAUAACAAUUCUCGCCAAUCACUACGACGAUCGACUCGUGCUAGCCUAUUGGACAAAGCUUCAGUAUUUCUGGAACGAGCCAGCAGUGUACUAGGUAAACGAUCGAGAGAUUUAGAUGACAAGGGCAAAGAGGUUAGUCGACGUGCCAGCCUUCGUCCCCGACAUCUUGCACCGGCCAAGGAGGAAGGGCCAGCACUGGCAGCAGAACCUGUUAACAAAAAGCGACGGGUAUCCGAGAGUGAUCUCUCGAAUUUGAAGCCUAAGGAUGGAUCGCCCUCCGAGGAGCCCACAGCCCCGCCUGUUCCCAAGUAUAAGCCUAAGGUAUGGUUGGACCGUGGGUUAUACAGUGGACAAGAGGCAAGCAGUUCUCCCCCGAAGCAACGGAAGAGCAAGAAUUCAGAGAAAACUAGCUUCGACAUCAUCAGAAAACGACGCCAUCUUCCCAUGCCAAUAUUUGCUGGAGCUCGUCUCAUAAAGACCGAGAGGGAUUAUCUUCUUCCAUUUGACAUUUUCUCCCCACUCCCGCCGGGUCAACCGAAACCGGACGAGUGGCGAAAGACUAAUAAGAAUGUCUUCGUGGGUGAUGCUGCCAGCGAAUGGAGAGCAAACAAAAAAGUAGAAUUGUCUACUUGCAUGUGUGAUGAGAUCACUGGCUGUGAUGAAAAUUGUCAAAAUCGCUAUAUGUUCUACGAGUGUGACAAUGGCAAUUGCCGAUUGGGUGCAGAAUGCGGCAACCGAAACUUCAGCGAGCUCAAGGCCCGAACAAAGGCCGGCGGCAAGUACAAUAUUGGUGUCGAAGUUAUCAAAACUGAAGAUCGAGGAUACGGUGUGCGUAGUAACCGUUCUUUCGAGCCAAAUCAGAUUAUUGUGGAAUAUACCGGAGAAAUCAUUACUCAAUUUGAGUGUGAAAGGAGAAUGAGGAAUGUGUAUAAGAACAACGAGUGUUAUUAUUUGAUGUAUUUCGACCAGAACAUGAUAAUUGACGCCACACGAGGUUCCAUUGCUCGAUUUGUCAACCACUCCUGUCAGCCCAAUUGUCGAAUGGAGAAAUGGACAGUUGGCGGAAAGCCACGCAUGGCUCUAUUUGCAGGAGACCGAGGUAUCAUGACUGGGGAUGAGCUGAGUUAUGACUACAACUUUGACCCAUAUUCCAACAAAAAUGUCCAGCAAUGCCGCUGUGGAGCACCAAAUUGUCGCGGCAUCCUUGGACCUCGACCGAAAGAAAAAGACCAGCGUGCCAAAGCAGAGGCUGCUAGUGUUAAUAUCACCAAGACUGCGGGUACGAAGCGAAAGCGUGACUCAACGGCUGGAACUGCAACAACUCAAGCAAAGAAGCGCAAGCUGCUCAAUACGAAAUCAAUCAAAGCUGGUAUCAAGAGAGUUGCAACCAAGGUCACGACUGCGCGCGGCAAGACAACCACUAAGAAGACUACCACCACUUCCACAAGGGGUGGUUCAGCCAAGAAAAGUAUAGAAAAAAAGCAGGUCAAGCUGCCCACAGUCAAAGCAACGUCGAGGGUCAAGGCUGCCAUCAACGGCUCACAACGGAAGACAGCAUCUGUGAAGGCAAAGACGGCCACUUCGUCAGCUGGAAAAACCAACCAGCUCAAGCGGCCUUCUGCUGAAACCAAGAAGAAAAUCCUCGCCAACGCUGCAAAGGGAGCCAGGUCUCCGACCAAUUCUCCAGCCAAGUCACCUGUGAAAGCCAAAGCAUCAAAAGCCGAGACAAAAACAUCCCGCAAGCCCGUCGCGAGAAAACCACCCACCAAGAGCCUUAUCAAAGCCAAGAUGCCUGCCUCCCAGGCUAAGGGCACUCUUAAGAGCCCUGGAAAGACUACCAAGGGCAAAAGCCUGGGCAGCAGCAUGAAGAGCGCAGCCCGUAGUGUUGUCCGAACGAUGAAAGGCGUCACAAAAUAA
Molecule: messenger RNA, 2490 nt
Organism: Penicillium odoratum
Lineage: Eukaryota; Fungi; Ascomycota; Eurotiomycetes; Eurotiales; Aspergillaceae
Product: putative histone-lysine N-methyltransferase (Ash1)
Exons: 4
Coding region: 1-2490 (829 amino acids)
Biological process (GO): regulation of DNA-templated transcription
Cellular component (GO): nucleus; chromatin
Molecular function (GO): histone H3K36 methyltransferase activity; protein binding
Source: RefSeq, a predicted model, not a curated record